Apis florea (little honeybee) is the source of this 590-nucleotide messenger RNA. RefSeq lists its product as uncharacterized. Lineage: Eukaryota; Metazoa; Arthropoda; Insecta; Hymenoptera; Apidae. Gene Ontology annotation, molecular function: protein binding. The record is from RefSeq and is a predicted model, not a curated record.
AUGCGUCUCCUACUUUUCACUCUGUGGAUCUUGAACCGUGGCGCAUCUACUUGGGGCGAAUCUAUCGGGAACGGGAGCGUGGAACGGUGGAAGAGAGGAUUCGAGGGGGAAUACUUGGUGUUUCCAGAAGGAAGCAACGUUCAACUGGUGUAUUGCAUGACCAUCACUACUUACUCCAAGCCUCGAGGAAUGUUCAACAUCGGAUUGACGGCUGGCCAGGCAUGGGAGCUGCCCUCGAAGAGCACCCUGUCCAACAUGUUCAAGGAUUAUCAUCGUCGAAGCAGAAGAGAGCUGUAUCGAAAGUUGGAACUACUUUUGGCAAGCCGGGGCAAGGACGGGAGAGGGUGCGUUUUGAAGGCGAUCUGCAACGCAGCUGGGAGGAGUCGAAGGGACGUUGGGAAGGGCCCUUUCAUGCGGGAGAUUCUCCACGCGGUGUUCACAUUGCCGGCGAAUUACGAGGAUGCUGAUACAACGACCGAGUACGAGAGAGCUUACUUCCUAAAAGAGAAUUGCAACGAAGUGGAGUGGAAAUGUCCGGAUAUGUUCUGAGAGAAUCUUUCUUCUUAAUUUACCGAAUAAUUGUGCCACGG